CAUCCCCUCGGCCGCCAUCCCUACCAUAGCUUUUUCGACUGCACGCUGUCUCUAUCAGUCUUUCUCUUUCUAUCUAAUGGCACUUAGAUAUCGCCAUCUCUUUCGCACACGGAGCGAACGACACGCAUACGUGUGUAGUUAGUCGAGCGCUUAUAUAUCAGUCGAGCGUAGAACGACGAGACUACCAUAAAGUGAUCGUCUCUGAUCGACAGCGGACGGAUUUCUGUACGUCUUUCUUUGCCGUUCAGAUUAAACAAGACAAACCGAAGACAAGAAAAUGACCGGUCGCGGUAAAGGUGGAAAGGGUCUGGGGAAAGGAGGCGCGAAGCGACACAGGAAAGUGCUCCGUGAUAACAUCCAAGGUAUCACGAAACCGGCCAUCCGUCGUCUCGCACGCAGAGGCGGUGUGAAACGUAUAUCCGGUCUGAUAUACGAAGAGACUCGCGGUGUCCUCAAAGUGUUCCUCGAGAACGUAAUCCGCGACGCCGUCACCUACACCGAGCACGCGAAGAGGAAGACCGUCACCGCCAUGGACGUAGUGUACGCCCUGAAACGUCAGGGACGUACUCUGUACGGUUUCGGCGCGUGCGUGUUCGUUCAUUCAUCGUCAAGGAUGGCUCGUACUAAGCAGACGGCCCGAAAAUCUACCGGUGGUAAGGCACCGCGCAAGCAGCUCGCCACCAAGGCGGCUCGCAAGAGCGCUCCUGCCACGGGAGGUGUGAAGAAACCUCAUCGUUACAGACCCGGUACGGUCGCCCUUCGUGAGAUCCGUCGUUACCAGAAGAGCACUGAGCUUCUGAUCCGCAAACUGCCAUUCCAGCGUCUCGUUCGUGAGAUCGCUCAAGACUUCAAGACCGAUCUCCGUUUCCAGAGUUCCGCCGUAAUGGCCCUGCAGGAAGCAAGCGAAGCUUAUCUCGUCGGUCUCUUCGAAGACACGAACCUGUGCGCUAUCCACAAAAUGACCGGUCGCGGUAAAGGUGGAAAGGGUCUGGGGAAAGGAGGCGCGAAGCGACACAGGAAAGUGCUCCGUGAUAACAUCCAAGGUAUCACGAAACCGGCCAUCCGUCGUCUCGCACGCAGAGGCGGUGUGAAACGUAUAUCCGGUCUGAUAUACGAAGAGACUCGCGGUGUCCUCAAAGUGUUCCUCGAGAACGUAAUCCGCGACGCCGUCACCUACACCGAGCACGCGAAGAGGAAGACCGUCACCGCCAUGGACGUAGUGUACGCCCUGAAACGUCAGGGACGUACUCUGUACGGUUUCGGCGGUUAAAAUGUUUUCGAUGUUUUAUUUUGAAAAAUUAUACAAAAAAAAAUUAAUAAUUUACAAAUAAU
Messenger RNA from Vanessa tameamea, 1332 nucleotides. RefSeq lists its product as uncharacterized. The transcript is spliced from 3 exons. Gene Ontology annotation, biological process: nucleosome assembly. Gene Ontology annotation, molecular function: DNA binding; protein heterodimerization activity; structural constituent of chromatin. NCBI's taxonomy places the organism in Eukaryota, Metazoa, Arthropoda, Insecta, Lepidoptera, Nymphalidae. Gene Ontology annotation, cellular component: nucleosome. Bases 278 to 1270 code for a protein of 330 amino acids. The record is from RefSeq and is a predicted model, not a curated record.